GGUUUCCACCUUCCCCCCCGAAGUAGUUUUCUUAAGUCUACGGCGGUUUUGUCCGCGUGGAGGGAGAAACUGAGAAAGAGAGAGAUUUUAGCAGCUCUCUCUUUGUCUGAGAAUUGUCGUGGUUUGCUCUCAUAAAGUCGUCGGAGGAGGUCGGGAUGAGAGAAAGAGACGAGAGUAAAGAAAAAGCUUCUACUUUUCCUUCUUUGCAUACUUGUGCUCCAUUUCUUCUGCUAUAGUUUUUCUUAAGCUCUUCGAUCAAAACUCUCUCUCUCUCUCUCUCUGCCCUUGCCCAUCUAUGAUGAUGGAUAUCGAGAAAUGAUCGCCAUGGAGAAAACAGAAGAUCGUUUAGCCAUUAAUGGGACGCUUGCUCCAUAGCUCUUAAAGCAGAGAAGGAAAGAAAGCUCGUCGGGGUCCUCUCGAUUUGUGGCUCGCUGGCUGGCUGCUAAUAAAGACAACAGCAACCAAACCCAACAACACGAACGCCAUCAGAUUUCUGUUGGGAUGAUGCAACCCACUUCGUCCUUCUCUGGAAACCUCAUCAGCGGUAAGGACACUGGAGCUUAUGACUUGGGUGAAUUGGAUCAAGCUUUAUUUCUGUAUCUCGAAGGACAGGAUCACUCAUCACUACAAGAACAAAGACAGAGCCCAGGGAUCAGACCACCCACUUUGAAUAUUUUCCCUUCUCAGCCAAUGCAUGUAGAGCCAUCUCCUACAAAGGGUAGUGCAGUUUUUGUUUCUCCUACAGCUACAAACACUGGUCCAAAGAGAUCAUCAGAGCCGACCAUGGAGUUAUCCAACCCUAAAAAUGAUAAGGCAUCUGGUCCAGAACCAGCAAAAACUGCCAAGCGUGAAGUAAACCGAAAAGGCCCAACAUCGAGUUCAGAGCAAGAAGGACCGAAAACACCAGACCCUAAGACAUUAAGACGGCUUGCUCAAAAUAGAGAAGCAGCUAGGAAAAGCAGGCUACGGAAGAAGGCCUAUGUUCAGCAACUAGAGUCUAGUAGGAUUAAGCUAACUCAGCUGGAACAGGAGCUCCAAAGAGCUAGAGCUCAAGGCGUAUUAUUUGGUGGAGGAGCCCUCCUAGAAGACCAAGGCACCCCUCUGGGUAUCACCAAUCUGAGUUCAGAUGCUGCAAUGUUCGACAUGGAGUAUGCAAGGUGGCUUGAAGAGCAUCACCGGCUCAUGUGCGACCUCCGAGCAGCGGUGCAAGAACACUUGCCUGAGAACGAGUUGCGCCUCUUCGUGGACAAUUGUCUAGCACACUACAAUCAAAUUAUUAACCUGAAGAGCAUGAUUGUGAAAUCCGACGUCUUUCACAUUGUUUCCGGCCUCUGGAAAACUCCGGCAGAGCGCUGCUUCAUGUGGAUGGGUGGAUUCCGGCCCUCAGAGAUAAUUAAGAUUCUUUUGAAUCACAUGGAGCCAUUGACGGAGCAGCAGAUAUUGGGAAUAUGUGGACUACAGCAGUCGACGCAGGAGGCCGAGGAGGCGCUCUCACAAGGGCUCGAAGCCCUCCACCAGUCACUCUCCGACACCAUUGCUUCUGACGCUCUGAACUGCCCUUCUAACAUGGCUAACUACAUGGGCCAGAUGGCCAUCGCCAUUAACAAGCUCUCCACCCUUGAAGGUUUCGUUAGACAGGCUGAUAAUCUGAGGCAGCAGACCCUUUACCGGCUUCACCAGAUCUUGACGACCCGCCAGGCUGCCAGAUGUUUCUUGGCCAUCGCUGAGUACUUUCACCGGCUACGAGCUCUCAGUUCUCUGUGGCUGGCACGCCCUCGCCUGGAUUAAAUAACAUGCAUGACAUCCUAUCAUCCUUCUUCUUCUUCUUCAUCUUUAUCAGAGACCCCUUUGGACUCUUUCACAUGGAGAUGUAUAGCCAACCAGAUAAACAGAUGGAUUAAAGCAGUGUACUGAGACAUAUACAUUUCAUCUAUGAAAAAAGAGAUCGAUACUCUCCUCUUCUCUCUA
Nelumbo nucifera (sacred lotus) is the source of this 1968-nucleotide messenger RNA. RefSeq names its product bZIP transcription factor TGA10-like. Gene Ontology annotation, biological process: regulation of DNA-templated transcription; DNA-templated transcription. Gene Ontology annotation, molecular function: DNA-binding transcription factor activity; sequence-specific DNA binding. NCBI's taxonomy places the organism in Eukaryota, Viridiplantae, Streptophyta, Magnoliopsida, Proteales, Nelumbonaceae. The record is from RefSeq and is a predicted model, not a curated record.